Messenger RNA from Neltuma alba, 2732 nucleotides. Its product is annotated as pentatricopeptide repeat-containing protein At2g37230-like. NCBI's taxonomy places the organism in Eukaryota, Viridiplantae, Streptophyta, Magnoliopsida, Fabales, Fabaceae. The transcript has a single exon. The record is from RefSeq and is a predicted model, not a curated record. Gene Ontology annotation, molecular function: protein binding. The coding region runs from base 144 to 2435 and encodes 763 amino acids.
CUGUAGGGCGUCAUUUAGGUCAUCUAUGGCGCCGCUCACUAAGGCGCUGAAGUGUUCCUCGUUGCAGGCGGUUCUUCUACACUAACACUAACGGCGUUCGACGAGCACGACGUUGCAGUUGUAUCCCUGACACUCUGCUUCUCAUGGCUUUCGUCUCCAGCUACAAGCUUCUGCGAUGCAGACCCAGUGUUCAACUCGUUAUCCCCAAAGUUUCAGUCUCUUCCACCCUUGAUCUCGUCCGCUUCUUCAGUUCCGCUGAGGAUUCUUCCUUUGAUGGAAGCGCCGCCCAUGAUGAUGAGCCAGUUGCAUCCAGUCCACAGCAGGAACCCAGAUUCCAGAGGGCUGCAGAUCAAGAACCGAAUAUGUUUCAGAGACGCCCAAGAGGUAAGCAUCAAACCCCUGAAAAAUUAGAGGAUGUUAUCUGCAGAAUGAUGGCGAACCGUGCUUGGACUACCCGGUUGCAGAAUUCAAUCCGGAACUUGGUUCCGGAAUUCGACCAUUCCCUUGUUUAUAAUGUGUUGCAUGGCGCUAAGAAAACAGAGCAUGCGUUACAGUUUUACAGGUGGGUUGAGCGUGCUGGACUUUUUAACCAUGACCGAGACACCACUUUGAAAAUGAUUCAGAUUUUAGGUCGCUCUUCGAAGCUAAACCAUGCUCGGUGCAUUCUGUUUGAUAUGCCCAAGAAUGGUGUUGAGUGGGACGAGGAUUUAUUUGUUGUAUUGAUUGAUAGUUAUGGUAAAGCUGGAAUAGUUCAGGAGGCUGUUAAAAUCUUCCAGAAAAUGAAAGAAUUGGGUGUAGAAAGAACCAUUAAAUCUUAUGAUGCUUUAUUUAAAGUGAUUCUUAGGAGGGGACGGUAUAUGAUGGCGAAAAGGUAUUUUAAUGCAAUGUUGAGGGAGGGAAUAGAGCCCACUCGUCAUACAUAUAAUAUCAUGCUCUGGGGUAUGUUCCUGUCUUUGAAGCUGGAGACUGCUCUGCGUUUCUUUGAAGACAUGAAAGGCAGAGGCAUUUCGCCAGACGUGGUAACUUAUAACACUAUGAUCAAUGGGUAUUAUCGAUUUAAGCAGGUGGAGGAGGCGGAGAAAUUAUUUACUGAGAUGAAGGGAAGGAACCUUGUGCCUAAUGUGAUAACUUAUACUACGAUGUUAAAAGGGUAUGUUGCAACAGGGCAAAUUGACAAUGCGCUUGCGACCUUUGAAGAGAUGAAGUCAUCUGGUAUCAAGCCAAAUGCUGUCACGUUCACUACCUUGCUUCCUGGGCUUUGUGAAGCAGACAAAUUUGUUGAAGCUCAAAAUGCUUUGACGGAGAUGGUGAAUAGAUAUAUUACUCCUAAGGAUAAUUCCAUCUUCCAGAAAUUGCUGACUUGCCAGUGUAAGUCUGGUGACUUGGAUGCAGCUGCAGAUGUACUAAAGGCAAUGAUUCGACUGAGCAUUCCUACGGAAGCUGGUCAUUAUGGAAUUUUAAUUGAGAAUUUUUGCAAGGCUAAUGCAUAUGAUAGGGCAGUAAAAUUAUUAGACAAGUUAGUUGAGAAGGACAUCAUUUUGAGGCCACAGAGUUCUUUAGAAAUGGAACCUGGUGCUUAUAACCCGGUGAUCGAGUAUCUGUGCAAUAAUGGUCAGACUUCUAAAGCAGAAACAUUUUUUCGGCAGCUAAUGAAAAAGGGUGUCCAGGAUUCAGUUGCUUUUAAUAAUUUGAUCUGUGGGCACUCAAAAGAAGGCAACCCUGAAUCAGCUUUUGAAAUUAUUAAGAUCAUGGAUAGGAGAGGAGUUCAUAGAGAAGCAGAUUCUUACCGGCUGCUUAUUGAGAGCUGUUUGAGGAAAGGUGAACCAGCUGAUGCUAAAACAGCUUUGGAUAGCAUGCUUGAAAGUGGAAACCUGCCAGAUUCAUCGCUUUAUAGGUCAGUUAUGGAGAGUUUGUUUGGUGAUGGUAGGGUUCAAACUGCAAGCAGAGUAAUGAAAAGUAUGGUAGAAAAAGGGGUGACGGAGAACAUGGACUUGGUUGGUAAGAUCUUGGAAGCCCUUCUAAUGAGAGGUCAUGUUGAGGAAGCCCUGGGCCGAAUAGAUUUGCUCAUGCUUAACGGGCAUACACCUGAUUUUGAUAGCCUUUUAUCUAUUCUUUGUGAGAAAGGAAAGACAACUGCUGCUUUGAAGCUGUUAGAUUUUGGUCUUGAGAGAGAUUGUAUUAUAGACUUCUCAAGUUAUGAUAAAGUUUUGGAUUCCCUCCUAGCAGAAGGAAAGACCCUCAAUGCAUAUUACAUUUUAUGUAAAAUUCUGGAAAAAGGAACUACAUCAGAUUGGAGUAGCUGUGAGGAAUUGAUCAAUAGCCUUAAUAAGGAGGGUUACACAAAGCAAGCAGAUGUUUUAUCUAGAAUGAUCAAGGGACCUGAGAGAAGCCCGCUGAAGAAAAAAGGCAAGAAGCAAGCUAGCAUGGCUACCUAAUGUAUUCCGUCUUCAUCAUUUCUGUUUUAGAGGUUAGCAGUAUGAUGAGCUAUUAUUUCAGAGCAAUAAUUUGUCACAAAUGGAUCCAAAGUUGUAAUUCCCUUCGACUGAUUGUGAUGUUCUUCAUGCUGGAUCCCAAUCAUCUAGGCUUAAAAUUGCUUAUUUUUAUGGUUCACAUCCACCUAGUGAUAUCCAAGUUAUCCAAUUUUUUUUUUUACAUGACAUGUUUUGUUGGAAUAUUGUAAUUGAAAACUGAAUGCCGGUUUUCUAUUUAAUGUUUAGAAAAUUCUCCUGAAA